GCGGGGCGGGGAGCGGAGCGCGGGGGGAGAUAAGCGGCGCCGAGCGGCCGGGCGGCGCUGGAUGGAGGCUCCCGCCCGCCGGGACGCCCGCCCCAGCCUGGAAUGUCCUGGCGAGCCGCCGCCGAGCGGCACCGGCACCAGGACCGGGACCAGGGAGGGGGCGCGGCGGAGAGUUGUUUCCGUGCCUCGUCUUAGUCUGGAGCUUUGGGCUUUCAAUUUGGAUAAUCUGGCGCUAUGCAUCCAGCCCCUGGGCGCUUCCAGGCACUGCUCCUCAUCGCUGCCACCAGCCUUGUCACUGUCACCAGCACAGAUCUAACUCCCCGUUUUAUUUCUGAGCCCUCAUCUACUGUCCAGAAGCCUGGUGAGCCCGUCCAGCUCCGCUGCUCUGCCGAGCCCUCCUCAGCUCACAUUUCCUGGCUGUUCAAUGGGGAGCCUCUGAAGAGCAGGGUGGGAGAGGUGGAGAUGCAGGCAGGAUCUUUGACAAUCGUGUCCCUGAGCCCAGCAAGGUGUGGGCGCUACCAGUGCGUGGCGAGCAGCGGCGUGGGCGCCGUGCUGAGCCGGCCGGCCUCCGUGUCCAUGGCCAGUUUAGGUGACUUUGAUGCCUUGGGGACGGCUGUUGUUGAAGCAGAGGAAGGAGGCACAGCUCUCAUCAGGUGCCAGGUGCCAGAAAGUCACCCCAAAGCACAGGUUCGCUUCCAAGUGCGGGGGAAGUGGCUGGAACAAUCAACAGACAACUACCUAAUUCUUCCAUCUGGAAACCUGCAAAUUUUGAAUGUAUCUUUAGAAGACAAAGGGUCCUACAGGUGUGCAGCAUACAACCCAGUUACUCACGACCUCAGAGUAGAACUCACUGCACGGAAGCUCACAGUCACACGCCCUUCUUCAGGUGGCUCCCACAUCCUUCACCCGCUGGCUGCCCAGAGCCUGGCAGUGCCCCAGCACAGCGCCCUGACCCUGGAGUGUGUGGUCAGCGGGGCAGCUCCAGCCCCCACGCGCUGGGUGAAGGACGGCCGGGACGCGCUGAGGACGGGCAGGUGGAGGCUGCUGCACUCCCACCUGGUCACCGACAGGCUGGAGCCAUCUGAUGCUGGGAAUUACUCCUGCCUGCUGGGAAGUGACUCUGGAGCAGUGAAAUAUGUUAACUAUUCGCUUACUGUACUUGAGCCUGCCUCGCUCUCCAGGGGGCUGCAGGACCAGACCGUGGCCGCGGGGGCGAGCGUCCAUUUGUGGUGCGAGGCCGGGGGCAGCCCCGCUCCCACCCUCACCUGGCUGCACAACGCGGCUCCUCUCGGGCCCUCCCCGCGGCACCUCCUCACAGGAAACCACCUGAGCAUCUGCGGGGUCACCCUGGCGGACUCUGGCGUGUACCAGUGUGUGGGAAACAAUGGGAUUGGGUUUGUGCAGUCCACGGGGAGGCUCCGGGUCCAGCCAGACAAAGACUCCGUCCCCAUCAUCAUCUCCUCCCCAGCCAACACCACCGUGGUGGCCGGUGGGGAUGUGACCCUGUCCUGCAACGCCACGGGCCUGCCCGCUCCUGUGAUCCGCUGGUACGACAGCAGAGGCCUCGAGAUCAGCCAGGGGCUCCCCGCUGGAGCACAGAGCCCUCCCCCAGCAGGGCCUGAGCCCCGGUGCCCCUCGGUGCCCCGGGCGGGCUGGGGCUCCCUGCGCCUGCGGAACGUCAGCGCUGAGCGCGCCGGGCGGCUCCGCUGCGAGGCCAGCAACGAGCACGGCUCUGCCCUGGCCACUGCCUUCCUCACUGUCGUUCCUUCAGCAGCUGGCACGGGAGCAGGAGAAACAGCUCCUCUGGAGCUUGCCCAGAGCGACGAGAGCGGCGGCGAUUUUGGUGCAGAAGUGGCAUUUUCAAGCUCGCCUCCGACAAAAUCUGCUGUGGACGGGGCCGCCAUGGAGAAGGCGUCGAACGCCGCGGCGCCGCCCGAGGCUCCCAUCAUCCUGAGCCCCCCUCAGACGCCCAAGCCCGACUCGUACAGCCUGGUGUGGCGGCCGGGCCGCGCCGGGGGCCUGCCCAUCAACGCCUACUUUGUCAAAUACCGCAAGCUGGAGGACGGCGUGAGCGCGGCGGGCGGCUGGCACACGGUGCGGGUGCCCGGCAGCGAGCACGAGCUGCGCCUGACCGAGCUGGAGCCCUCCAGCCUGUACGAGGUGCUGAUGGUGGCCAGGAGCGCCGCGGGCGAGGGCCAGCCGGCCAUGCUGACGUUCCGCACCAGCAAGGAAAGAACAUCAUCCUCGAAGAACACGCAGCCUCCAUCUCCACCUGCAGGAAUCCCCAAGCAUCCCAUUGUUCAUGAAGGCACAAAUAAUAACUUUGGUGUCAUCCUCCCGGACCUGUCUCGCCACAGUGGAGUUCCAGAAGCUCCUGACCGACCCACGAUAUCCACGGCCUCGGAAUCGUCCGUCUACGUCACGUGGAUCCCCCGUGCCAACGGGGGCUCCCCCAUCACAGCCUUCAAGGUGGAGUACAAACGUCUGGGGCGCAACAGCGACUGGCUCGUCGCAGCUGGCAACAUCUCUCCCUCCAAGCUGUCUGUGGAAGUUAGGAACUUGGAGCCAGGAGAAAUGUACCGGUUCCGCGUGAUCGCGGUGAACACGUACGGGGAGAGCCCGCGCAGCGCGGCGUCGCGGCCCUACCAGGUGGCCGGCUUCAGCGGGCGCUUCUCCAGCCGGCCCAUCGCCGGCCCGCACAUCGCCUACACCGAGGCCAUCAGCGACACCCAGAUCAUGCUCAAGUGGACGUACAUCACAUCGAGCAACAACAACACGCCCAUCCAGGGAUUUUACAUCUAUUACCGGCCCACGGACAGCGACAACGACAGCGACUACAAGCGCGACAUCGUGGACGGUACAAAGCAGUGGCACCUGAUAAAUCACCUGCAGCCUGAAACUUCUUAUGACAUUAAGAUGCAGUGCUACAACGAGGGAGGGGAGAGCGAGUACAGCAACGUGAUGAUCUGCGAGACCAAAGUGAAACGCACGCCGGGAGCGUCUGAGUACCCGGUGAGAGAGACCGAGCACGCGCCCGCCACGGCCCCCUGCAGCGAAUACGACCCUCCAGGCUACCUGUACCAAGGGGCAGAUAUCAGUGGGCAGAUGAUUGAGUACACGACCUUGCCCGGGACCAGCCGGGUCAGCGGCAGCAUCCACGGCAGCUUCCUCAGCAACGGCCUCAGCAACGGCUGCCCCCACCUCCACCACAAAGUCACCAACGGGGUCAAUGGCAUCGUGGCUGCAGGAGGAGCAGGACUGUACCCAGGGCACACCAGCUCCCUGUCCAGAACACACAGAAUGGACUAUGAGCAUCCCCAUCACCUUGUGAAUGGUGGAGGGAUGUACACGGCAGUGCCACAGGCUGACCCCGCGGAGUGCAUCAGCUGCCGGAAUUGUCGGAACAAUAACAGGUGUUUCACCAAAACCAACGGCACUUUCGGCAGCAGCACGCUGCCCGUGGUGCCCCUGGGAGCCCCUUUCCAGCAGGAGGGCGUGGAGAUGAAGCCCCUGAGCCCCCAUGUGAUGGUGGCCAUGUGCCUGGCCCCGGGCGGCCCCGAGUGCAGCGCCGGGCUGGAGCUGGAGCAGGAGCAGGAGCAGGAGGAGAGCGCGGAGCAGCCCCCGGCGCAGCGUCCCUGCUGCCGGGAGCGCAUCGGCCAGCGGCUCUCCGUGGAUUGCAUGGACGGCAGCAGCUUCCUGCACUCGGAAACGUCGAACCACAUUUUGAGUUGGAGUCCCCUCAUUCUUCAGCCUCUUUCCAAGGACUGUAAGGAAAAACCAGGAUGGAGUUCAUCCGGAGUCACCCUAAAUGGUUCUGGGGACCUUUGUCAGCUCCAGCUGCAGGAAACCUGAGGCAGUGACCGUGUCCCCACUCAAGGCCAGGAACUGCACCGCUGAAAGGGAGUCACGGGGGGAUGUUAAUUAUAACAGAGAGAGUCACUAUUUAUUUUUUGUAGUAGUGUCAUAUGAAUGUAUCUUGGUUUCAAAAUGGUUGCCUUUUUAUAUUAUUUAUGCCUUGAAAUCC
Messenger RNA from Zonotrichia leucophrys gambelii, 4024 nucleotides. RefSeq names its product cell adhesion associated, oncogene regulated (gene CDON). The transcript is spliced from 20 exons. Lineage: Eukaryota; Metazoa; Chordata; Aves; Passeriformes; Passerellidae. Gene Ontology annotation, biological process: cell-cell adhesion. The coding region runs from base 235 to 3852 and encodes 1205 amino acids. The record is from RefSeq and is a predicted model, not a curated record. Gene Ontology annotation, molecular function: protein binding.